This is a messenger RNA of Dicrocoelium dendriticum, 809 nucleotides long. The record is from the annotation of a GenBank genome assembly. NCBI's taxonomy places the organism in Eukaryota, Metazoa, Platyhelminthes, Trematoda, Plagiorchiida, Dicrocoeliidae.
GGUCAUAUUCUCGACUAAUUGCGACUUGGUUUGGACGUUCUGUCCCCAAUGAGAGGGCGUUUGCUGAGUUCCAAUGUCCACCAGACCUUUCGAAUGGCCCUGGCAGUAUAACUUCCCCCCAUUCUUCACCCUGCAGCCAAAUGCGGAGACUCGCAGAAAACAGAUCGACGCUUGGUGUCAAUUGGUAUUGGACUAUUUUAAACAGCAAAAUGUGUUCACUAUUAGCGUGAUCAGUCUUCGUGAUCCUGCAUGUCCCUUGUUUCACAACAAGUCGAUUCAGAGAACGGCGAGUCUCGAUUUAGUGACCAGCGUGUUGGAGGAACUUCAUAAACGAGGCAAUCUUGAAUGGACGGACAAAUCUCACAAAAACGCGCGGAUCAUUUGGCGAACUAUUGAAGAAUGGGCAGACAUUUUGUUCAAGUGGGCACGAUCUUCAGGCCAUGGAAACUCCGUGUGCACUCUGUACGAGCUCACGGAUGGAGAGGAGACAGAACAAGAGCCGUUUCAUGGACUAGACACCACCAUUUUGCUCGAGGCGCUGCAGUGUUUACAGAAGCGUGGUAAAGCGGAGCUUAUGGGUGAAGAAGGCGUGAAGUUCUUGUGUUCUUGAGACACACUGAUGCAUCAUUCCGAGUCCGAGAUUCACAUUCCUUAUCCCCCGGCUAACGAGAUGCUUUGCAAUGGUUGCAUCGCUUUCUUUGUUAUGAUGUACAGUGUUUGGUUUCAACUUACGAUGAUUCCUUUUGAUGAACCAUGCGAUCUUUGCUCCUUUUCUUCGAGUACAGCGCUUCAGCCAAGGAUCAAUUGCC